Rubroshorea leprosula is the source of this 583-nucleotide messenger RNA. The record is from the annotation of a GenBank genome assembly. NCBI's taxonomy places the organism in Eukaryota, Viridiplantae, Streptophyta, Magnoliopsida, Malvales, Dipterocarpaceae.
GGAUAAUGUGUUCCCAUCAAGAUUCUUAUUUUAUUAUAAUCAUUAACUGUUGAUACUAGAAGUACUUGAUAUUAUCCAGCAAGAAUAAUUUUGAUUAUUUGUUUGAUACUACCAAAUAUUGACUGCAGAUUGUGAGUGGAAGGCUCAGGCAGGGAAUGUCUGUGUCGCCUCAUUCGAUUGGACCUGCAAUGGGAUCUGCAAAUCAGUUGAGAGGAUGAAGGAUGUUCACCAGAGGUGUGGAGAGGGUGAGCAUUCACUAUGGCAUGCAGUUUUUUGAAAAACAAUGUUGCCUCCAAACUCAGGGGGAUGCAUGUAGGUGGGCCAAAAAAGAGAGGAAACACCCAAAUUUCUUGAGCUGGUUCGAGCAGUUUGUAUACAGCAAAUGAAAGUAAUUUCAAAAUGUAAGACAACAUAGAAACGGGAGGGAGAAAGGACCACGCAGCUUAAGUUUCUUCUCCAUUUUGUAGGAGGAAGAGACCCCAAUAGCUGCACUAGUGAGAGAGUGUUUGUAAUUAGCCAUUCUUCAAUUGCUUCCAGUGGGGCAUUUUGUAUGUCAACUCCAUAAUAAGUGCCGAUAUUUGUG